AUGACGGUCUCUCAACUCGUCCGCCGCGGCGUCGAGGCCUUCUCUGGUGCCGAGGAUGGGAAGAUGCCCAAUCUCCAGGUCGGAGUCGGAUCUCCUGUCCUCGCCGUCCUGCUUUUCAUUACGAUCGUUGCCUUGUUCUUCACCACGAUCUCCAUCGCGUACACCUACGGUCAACUAGUGCCAACUCUCGCUGUCGUGGAGGACUCCAACCCCGAACUCUAUCUUCGCGUGGACAAUGACCCUGCCAACAAGAACCCCGCCGACCCGAACGAAGCUGAGAUGGAGGUCGAAACACCCGCUCCUAGGCCCAUCACGAGCAAGCUGCGCACUACAAUUUCCCACCUUCGCGCUCGUGCUGGCCGUCUCUCCCGUUUCCGUGGCUUCAGCAUGUUUAUCACGAUGGUGCUGGCCGAGAGCAUCGUCACGUCUUUUGUUCCGUUGUCGCCGAGCUCGGUCUUCGGUGGUUUCAUUGUCAAAAUGAUAGUUUCCGUUCUGCUCGCCAAUCUCCAAGUUGCUUGGGUGCAUAUUGUGAUUUCCGAGCCUUCUCCCAAGCGCUUCUACCAGCGCAUCCCAAGCUUCCGCUCUCUGCAGAAGAUUCUCCCUGCAGCUGCUUUCGAAAACCUUCUCACCUGGGGUGCAUACUACGUCACCCUCUUCCUCAUUCGCCUGAUUCACGGACUCAAGGAGUUUGACCUCAUUCGCGAUGGCAACGGGUCGCCCAACCUCGUGCGGAGUGCUGCUAGCAUCACGGCCAUCGCGGGCUUUGUCAGCUGGCUUGCCUCCUUCCCUGCCAGGGUUAUCUUCGUCCGUGUCGCGGCAUCUAUGCUCCCGGCGGAGGACGAAGCCAUCAUUCCUUUUGAUCGAAGCUUCGAUGGAAAGGUCGCCCCGGAGGUUGUUGGAGGUGGUGUCUUGAGCAUCACCGACGCCUGGAAGACCAUGGACCGCGAUGGAUGGAAGCGUUACGUCAAGGCUAACUUCAAGGCCAUGGCCCUGUAUACUGCCACUGUUGUGCUCUUCUCCACCCUUAUCACGGCUGAGAUUCUUGGUGGUGCUCUCGCCAUCAAGUCCGGAGAUGACAACUAA
Molecule: messenger RNA, 1083 nt
Organism: Aspergillus mulundensis
Lineage: Eukaryota; Fungi; Ascomycota; Eurotiomycetes; Eurotiales; Aspergillaceae
Exons: 2
Coding region: 1-1083 (360 amino acids)
Source: RefSeq, a predicted model, not a curated record